Messenger RNA from Megalopta genalis, 5458 nucleotides. It is a transcript of the gene Ada2b, whose product is annotated as Transcriptional adapter 2B. Gene Ontology annotation, biological process: chromatin remodeling; regulation of transcription by RNA polymerase II. The record is from RefSeq and is a predicted model, not a curated record. Gene Ontology annotation, cellular component: SAGA-type complex; nucleus. Gene Ontology annotation, molecular function: zinc ion binding; transcription coactivator activity; chromatin binding. Lineage: Eukaryota; Metazoa; Arthropoda; Insecta; Hymenoptera; Halictidae.
UGUGCGCAUGCGUACUCGUUCCUCGACGCAACAGUCGUAAACAACAUUUUUUCCAAUUAGAUUCCUCGCGAGUUUACGCUUGCACGGUAAAUAGAGCGUCCUGGUAGGCGCACUGCAGUUUUUCCGCGUUUUCAUAUGAUUUCGCGGAAAAAUGGGGUCGUAUUCGCAGGCCCGGUGUACGUGAUACGUGGACUUAUGGGUUUCUGGCAUGCGGUGACGUCAUCCGGAUCAUUCUGGAAGAACCCUGCAGGACAAUAAUGGCGGAUUUGUAUGCAAAAUACAACUGCACCUAUUGUCAAGAGGACAUCACAGGUUUGCGCGUUCGUUGUGUAGAAUGCCCAGAUUUCGACCUCUGCUUGCAGUGUUUUUCCGCCGGAGCUGAGAUUGGUCCUCACAAAAAUGAUCACUCUUACCAAUUUAUGGAUUCUGGUACCAUUAGUAUAUUUAAUGGUAGAGGGAACUGGACAGCCAGGGAACAACUUAGACUUUUGGAUGCUAUUGAACAAUUUGGUUUCGGUAACUGGGAAGAUAUCAGCAAACACAUUGAAACACGUACACCAGAAGAAGCAAAAGAAGAAUAUAUUGCGAGGUACCUGGAUGGUAAUAUUGGCAAGCACACAUGGCCACCGACAGAAAGCUACAAACCAAAUCUCACAGAUCAAACAAAGUCGGAUCAUGGACCUCUGUCCCCUGAUCUCACAUCUCGGUUACCACCAUUGGACAUUACUCCAGAGGAGGCUGCACAAUUGGGUUAUAUGCCACAGAGAGAUGAUUUUGAAAGGGAUUACAAUCACGAAGCAGAGUCUCUUGUUUCUUCGUUAUUCUUAAAUCCAGCUGAAGAUGACGACUUGGAUAUCGCUUUGAAACUAGCCCAAGUUGACAUGUACACCAACAAUUUAAGAGAAAGAGCAAGACGAAAAAGAGUAGUGCGCGAUUAUCAGCUUGUAUCCGCUUUCUUUGCUUCAUCUAGGAAGGAUAAAACGCUGAGAAAGAAGCAAUCUAAGGAAGAAAAAGAAUUCAGAGACAGAAUGCGAGCGUUCGCUCAGUUCUACACGGCACAGGAGUACGAGCAAUUCUUGAACAAUCUUGAGAGAGAACGAGAGCUGCGUUUGCGUCUAUCUGAGUUGUGUCGUUAUCGGGACAGCGGAAUCACGAGACACGAAGAGUGUGCUCAUUUCGAGCAAGUGAUUGCGCAGACUCAAGGUCAAAACGAUGCCGCGGAUCACUGGAACGAAAAAAAAUCUGGCAGCAGUGGGCCGUCCACACCAAUACACCGCCACACCUCAAAAAAAAGAGAAGAAGAAAAAGGUUACUCUUCCAUCGACCGAAAGUACACUGCAAAAGACUUGCCCAGCAGCAGCUCCUCGCUCAGUCAAACCAAUCCCAAUCGGACGACGACUCCAGCCAAUCAGUGGGCGGAGCCGGAUAACUAUCUGAAUUCUUCCAGCCAGCAUUCUACCAGCUCCAGUUCUGCUACAGAGAAAAUCUACACUGCGACAACUUCCGGAAAAUCGUGUUCAGCAAUAGGUGAUUUAGAAGAGCGAGAUAUUGAAAUGGAAGCUGCCGCGCAUUUGUUAACGAAACAAGAAAAAUCUUUGUGUCUACAGCUUGAUCUGAAGCCAACGCAGUAUUUAACACAAAAAACGUUGUUGUUGCAAGAGUAUCUAAAUGGUAAUAGGAGAUCUGGCGUUGUUCCUCAAUCGGAACCAGAAAGUAAGAUUUUACAUUAUCUGGUUGCGAAUGGCUGGAUUGCGGCCAAUUAACCAUGUGUAAAAAAGAUUAAUGACCAUUUCAACUCUAAGUCACCCUCUAUUUUGCAAACUAAGUCCUAGAUAUAACUGAAAACCGAGUCUGAUUUAAUUAUUGUAUAUAGGGCAGAUAGAGAAAGAAUGUGUGUAUAUGUAUACGUAUACAUACGUAGAAACGAUUGGUUCAUUACUAUAAUUUAUUAAUGGAACUCUUGAAGAGACAAAAUUUCAGCGAUCGGAUAAAUUGCUACAACCAAAGGACUGGAUCUUCAGUUUUACAUCGUAUGUAUUAUUUCAAUGCUUGAAAUAAUAAAAUGAUGCAUUCAAGAUUCUAAAAUUAUAGUCCAUUCGGGCUGCAACAAUUUAUCCAGUUAUCGUUAUUCUUCCAUCGCUUUUGAAAAAUAAAAUUCAGGUAUCGAAUAUUCACCGUUAAAACGAUUCCAGGAACUUGUCGCGUUUGACUCAAAUGUGCAUCGUUGUGUUAGGUUUCGUUCUAUCAUUCAGCCGGACAGUAGACUUGUUUUAACACUGUAUAAGAAAAUCUCUUACACUGCCUUCAUAGAGCCAUUGAACGUAUUGCUCAAUUAAUUCUUCCACUGUAACGUUUUCUUGUACAUGCUACUAGUUGCACAUACUUCUUUCUAUCUGUUUUCAUUGUGAUUUGUUACCAUGCUUGACAAUAAGGACGAGCGCAGUGAUAUCGCUCCGGUCGACAUUGACUCCCGGUUAGGGUGACAAUUGAAUUCUGACUAAAAAAUAAUUUUUCUAGAUAUAUUUUCAAACAUUCGAAGGUGAGUGGAACUCCUCUCAUCGAACCUAGUAGAAGUAAUUGAUAAUUUAUAUGAGAAGAAUUUGACAAAAACCUUGAAGAACUGAGUCAAGAUAGACCCGGGACAUCGACGAGGUUUUAGUGAUUAAAAUUCAAACUACGAUAUUAAGUUUAAACCGAGCUGAAAAAGCGUUCGACUUACGGAAAUUGGCCUAACAGUAUCAAGAACGUGAUGAAGCUCUAAAAGGGAGUCCUCGAAUCCAACACCCUCGAUUUUAAAUCGGACAUACUUCUACAUAUUAUAACAUUUUUCUCUGUUUCUUUAAACACCGCAAAGGUUCCUUAUUGAUAAGGAAUGGUACAAAGAACAGAUCGGGGGGGGGGGGGAUACUUGUUAUCACCAUGAUGUAUAUGUAUAUAUAUGUUUAUAUAUAUAUACUAUUAGGUAAUUUAUUUGUUGCCUGUGUAAUAUUUGUACAUACAGAACGGAGAAAACUAGUACCUUUCUAGUGAUACUACUUCUAAAAGCACAAAUUAUGGUGGUAAUGUGAAGAGGAAAAAGUGUUGGAAGGCGAGAAGCAUAUAGUGUGAUAUACUGAUGGUGUUCUGAGCCAAACAGAUAACUGCAGAAAAAGACAUAACGAGCUCGGGACGCGUUGUCUUGAGAUAAAGCGAUUAUUUGUCCGUUGUUUGCGAUACGUUAGCGAUUAACUACUACAGCUUCUAAUUAAAAGUAAAAUUAGUAGGAAAAGAAAAAAAACGAAAGAAAUGUAGGAUCUACUAUAAAUUGUAGGACUUCUUGUCAGUAUUCGCUAAGCUAUUUGUCACUGUUUAAUUUUCGCAAUCUGUCUCUUAAGGAACCAAAACUCGCACACAUCGGCACGCAUCGAACAUUCCAGUUUUUAGCACACUCAUAUGGUAAUUGCAUUCAGAUGCCAAUCAUCGAAUAUUCUCGAAUCGCGCGCACAAGUUCAUAGUAGUAGAACAAACGAUUUCUCGCCGCGAACCCUACGAAUUCGCAAGGCUUUCAUCGCUCACUCGUUGCCUCUCAUUUUUCGCGAAUCGAUCGGUGUCACGACGAUAUUUCCUCGCAGACAGAACGAAAGAAAAGAUAUAAUUAUGCCGUUCGCGAAAAGAUUGUUGUACGCUUCUCUACGGCUUCUAUUGUACGGAAGCAUUUCUAGCGUUCAUUUAGCGUAAAUUGGUCGCCGACUUUUCUCUAUCCUCCAUUUCUCUCGUACGUUUAACAAACUUAACCAAAAGAAGAAGAAGAAGAAGAAAAAAAAAUCAAGAAAAAAAAUGAUUGACCGUUUGCUUUUAUUGUAAUUUCGUGUCUCUCUCAGAAUUCUCUUCGUUAUUACAGACGCUUCGAAACGCGAGGUCAAGCGACGAAUCGUCAUCGUUUAGCUUGCAUCGUCGUGUGGAUGUAAAAAAAAAAAAGAUUUAAAAAGCUAUUAUAUCUAUGUAAAUACUUAAACGAAAGGAGAAAGAAAACUGGGAGACUACGGUUUCGUAGUUGUGAAACCCUAAUGUAUAAAACAGACAAAAAAAUUCAGAAAUAUCUUCCGUUGAACAAAAAAAAAAAAUAUACUUAUUAUAGCGUACUUGCUUGAGAUACACACGGCUAAGUGAUGAGAUAUAUAGGGGAAAUAGCUGCUCAUAUUUUUUACGGAGAGUAGAAGACUAUUCCCUUUUAUUCGGUGUAAUGCUAUCUGCCUGCGAACAGAGCGAACCGUUUUGUCAACGACAGUGAAUGAUCUUUCGGCGGGUGUACGCUCACCCACGCCUUUUAAUACACGUUAUUUUGUUUUGUUUCCGCUGCCUCUAUUAACCGGUAGUCGAUCGAUGCGAGUUCGAUUUUAACAUUACAUAUUUUCAUCGUUUUACGAUGUUGGUUGCACCGUUUUCUGAUGCUAGUUUUGUCGUCUGCGUAUUGUGAUAAAGAAAAUGAACAAUUUUUAUCUUUUUUUUUUGUUUUCAUUUUAUUUUAUUUUAUUUUAUUUUGAAGAAACUCGCGCCGAUCGACUAACCCGUCGUUUAACUGUAAUAUUUAUACGAGGUGGUCCGUUACGAAUAGACUGUUUCAUCGAAUGUGUACAGGGUGUCUUGUAAUUCGCAACUAGUUGAUUAAAAGCUUUCAGUCAGAUCGAUGCCAAAAAAUUUUAUCGUCGCAUACGGUUACGUUAAGAUACAAAUUUGAAUGCGGUUUAGCAUUGUAUGUAAUCACCUGGCGAUAUUACAGAACACCCGUGCGUAAGCACGACGCCAUUCUGAACGGAUUCGUCGUCGCGCUUCUUCUUCGAAUUAUUUAAAUAAUUUAUUGAAUUCAGGAAACAAGAUUUAAAUUCGUAGCCGUGAGUAUACACGAAUGAACACUACGGUGUAAUAUUUUAUAGAUCCUCGUAAAUCAUUCGCAAUAAUAUUUUUUUUUUGUUCUGCUCGAAAGUUACGAGUUUCAGUUAGCGAAGAAAGAGAAAAUAAAUGCGCAGUCGUCUGAGAUCGAUUUGAUGUUAAACCGAAGAAUCUGUGUAAUACGCGCGACGCGUUGAUUACUCCUCGUUGCUCUCGGAACGAUACGAAACUGUUUCGAUGACAAGAAAAGGCUUUCAACGUUAUACACGCGAUUUAAACAGUCGUUGAUGUAUAAAAUAAACUGUACAAUAGGUAUUUUCCCUUAAAAAAACAGUGUCUGUAUUUAUUUCGUCGUUGUUCAUACCUCCAAACUUCUACGAAUUGGUAAAAGUGAUAAACUACCUUUGAGUAACUCAAUAAUUGAGAAUUAGGUCAAAUCGCGCGACAGAUAUCUUUCCUUAAGACCAGUACUUGCAUUUAUUUCAAUGUUGUUUAUACCUUCUGUUAAUUAACAAAAAUGACAAAAUGUCCCCGAAUAAGAAGUUAGUAGACAAAAGUAAAUCAAAAUAAAGGGAAACAAUGUGAAUGA